Paramecium tetraurelia is the source of this 3447-nucleotide messenger RNA. RefSeq lists its product as uncharacterized. The record is from RefSeq and is a predicted model, not a curated record. NCBI's taxonomy places the organism in Eukaryota, Ciliophora, Oligohymenophorea, Peniculida, Parameciidae. The annotation marks the transcript as partial. The transcript is spliced from 5 exons.
AUACGAGCAAAGUGGUUGAUGCUCAUUCUACCUAUGGACCUAUUGAAUAUAUUAAAAGUGGGGUUGGAGAAGAGUGCGAAUAUUAUGGAGAUACAGUUAACUAGCCAGAGCCAGAUUAUGUGGAUGGAAUGGAGGAAACCGAAGAAAAUCCUUAGUAAGUUACUGAAGAUCCAGUGCCAGAUGAUGAAAAAAUUACAGAGGAGGAGGCUACAAUUGAAAUCGCAGAGGAAACCAUUGAAGAAAUUACUUAAGAGGAGAAAACCAAAGAGAAAGGAAAAAAUAUAGAAGGAAGAUAAGCCAAGAAGAAUAAAUUAAUAAGAUGCAGAAGUAAUUACUAAAAAGAAAAAAACUGAGGAGAAAACAGAAAAUAAAUAAAAGAAAUAAGAAGAUAAAAAGGAUGAGGUUGAUGAAUAAAAUGAAAAUGGAGAAGAAGAAGAAGAAGAAGAUGAAGAAUUGUGUGAGCCUUAGGAUGGGAACAAAACAAAGAAGGUUGUGAAAAAAGUGAAAAGAGAUGGGCCACCUAGUCAAUCUGGUUAGAGGACAAGAAGAGAAGCCAAGUAAGAGAAGAAAAUGGCAAAAAAGUAGCCAUUGCCUGCAAUUUGUUAUGGAAAUAAGAAUUACGUUGAAGAAGUUAUUGCAGAAGAAGUCAUUUAAUCUUCGGACAAGGGAGCUAACUACCUGGCUGUUGAGAACUUACUUAAUGAUGUUGUUAGUGAAGAAAAACAUGAUGAUCAUAAUGAACAUGAUAGAUCAGUCAAAUUGACAUCUGUUAAGGAUGAAUUCAAUGCAAAUGAACCAACACAAUUUUAACCACCUAAACAUAGAGCAAGCAGUGGUAGAGUUCAAGAAAAGAAAGCUAUUGCUGUGAACACUAAGUAUUUCAAUUCAGAAUUUGAUGGAGAACCCACUUAAGUAUUUGAAUUUGAGGAUAGAGCAUUAUUGCAAGAUGCGUCUGAAUAUGGAUAUGGGUAUUGGGUGAGAUUCAGUGAACACUCAAUUAAGUAGCAUGCUCGUGAGGAGGGACAAUUCUAUUUCUUAUCAAGAAUGACAACCAAUGAAGAAUAUGAGGACUUUACUUUUUAUGGAGACAGAACAUUAGCAGUAUUUUUAUAUGACAAUUCGUUUGUAUUUUCAACGUAUGAUAUUACAACUUAAAGUAAAACUAAGGAUACUAAUGUUGUAUUGAAUGAGAACAUGGAUAGUGUUUGGUAUUUUGUGGCAUACACUUACAGCUCUUAAUAAAGAAAGGCAGUUGGAUAUAUAGUAAAAUAUGGAUAAGGUGCACCCAAAUAUAGAAUUGAAAUUGAGGCUUAGCAUGUACCACCAACAUAUGUAAAGUUCAUUUUCGGAGGAAAGCAUAUGGAUUAUCUAGGAUUGAAUGGAUAAUUUGCUAACAUCUUUUAUGACGUUGAUGCUCCAGCAUUUAUUGAUGGAGAUGACUCCUUGGAAGAGACCAUUAAUACUCUGAGUAACAUGCCUCAAUAGUUGCCCAUCUUGAUAGAGGAAACAAUUAUCAGCAAACCAAUCACAAUCAGUGGCAAUGAGAAGGGGGAGCACUUUCAUUUUGACCCACAAGAGUCACAAUUAUUAAUUGAAGAAUAUGCAGUCGCUUUUUGGUUUAGAUGGGUGGAUGAUCUUAAAGUGGAUGAACCUAAUGCCUUUUAACUGAUUAAUCUGAGAUCCAAUAAAGUGCGUACUUAAGGAAAAGGAGUGCUGGGUGAUAGAGCCUUGGAAGUUCAUCACGUAUAUGGUGGUGGCAUUAAGAGCAAUGUAUAUUUUAAUACCUACACUGUUUAUGGAAACAGAGGAAAAGGGUCUGUAAAUAUAUUAAAGAGUGUUGAAAGUGCUGAAUAUAUAUGGACUUAUGUGUACUUUGGGUAUAAGGAAGGAAGAGCCUAUGGGGCCUUGAUAAAACCAUAGGUAACUGGAGAAGUUAAAUUUGAUGGAGUGUAUCAUAAAUAAGCCAACCAUUUGAGUGUUACGGUAGGAGGGGAUGAGACAAUUUCACCAUUCAAUGGAAAGAUAGCCUUCGUUGGUAUUUAUUUGGGCGAAGGAGCCUACAGAGAAGGCCUUGAUUUUUAGACUACUUUUAAUUAUGGAGAAGGAGUAAUGGCAGUGUAUUAGGUAGGCAAGCCAAUUACUUACAUGGGAGUUGAUUAGAGUAGAUAUGUUGAAUUCGAUUAAGCAGACAAUGUAGUGGAUAAAAUCAUUAUCCACGAUGAAAAUGCAAUGAAAAUUAAUGGCUAAAGUGAAUAUGCAUUUGGUCUUUGGACUAGAUGGUUGACUACAUUGCCAAAAUAUUUGAAUAAGAGAGCACCAGUCCAUAACAUAGCUAGAGUCGAUGGAUCAGAGCUAAUAGGAGGGAGACCUCAAACUUUGAAAGAUACAACCUUGGCUUGUGUUUUAACUUAAGAAUCAUAUGAAUUUUAGACUCUUAAUCUUAAAGAUGAUAUCCCAUUCACUAAUUUGGAAGGACAAUGGAAUUAUGUUUAUUUUGGAUAUAAGAGACAGGGGGAUACUGGAGUUGCCAAAGGUUAUAUUCAAUUUGGAGUGGAUGGUGAAAUAGAAGAGGUUGCAUUCACUGUCUAUCAUGAUUUCUUAGUGGAGUACGUUGAAUUCAUUGUUGGAAAGACAUCAGCCCCAUUAUUUAAUGGUGAAUUAGCAAGAGUUACUUUUAGCUUUGGUCCUGGAGCAUUCGUACCAAAUAAAGAUACGUUGAGAUUGUUUACAUAAAAUUCAUUACCAGAAAAGGCCUAAAUACAUCCAGUCACCAGAUAGACUUUACAAUUGUUUGGAUCAGCAAUUACAAUAGCUGAAGAUCCCAUCUAAUUUGAGUUUGAUAAAUUUUAGGGUGCUGAGGAGUACUCAGUUUCUGGAUGGGUAAGAUGGGCUGGUCCACUAGUUACUGGUAAGGAAUCCCAUGUGAUUACAUUGGCUUAAAAGAGAUUACUGGAUAUAGAUGGAAACAAAGAAGAGACCUUGUAAAUCAUAAGAGGAGACUCGCUUUACAGAUUUAUUACUUACACUAAUAAUGGUAAAUUGAUACCUGCUGAACAGGAGUUUCAUGAAUAUGCUGAUCAAUGGACCUACAUAUAUUAUGGGUAUUCAAAAUUCGCAUUUACAGAUGCUGAAUUUACACAAGAAAACAUAUCCCAUUUCUACUUAGCUGUUUUCAGCAUUAUUGUUGGUCAUGGAAGGUAGUCCUAUGUAGAUUUCAUAGGGUAGAUGAAAACUUGGGUGGUGAAUGUAGGAUUUGGAGCAUAUAGAGAGGGCAAUUUUGAGGAGGAUGAGAAUAUCAAAAUUCAUUUUGGAUUUAUUAGUGGAGCUGAUCAUAUCAAAUAGGCAGGAUAGGAGGCUCAUCAUGAGGAGAAGGUCUUGGAAUGUGCAACCAAGGAUGAGGAACCUCCAAUGUAGAUUCAUUUCGAUAUGGAUAUGGAUUUUGGUUGA